Messenger RNA from Plodia interpunctella (Indianmeal moth), 1805 nucleotides. Its product is annotated as SET domain-containing protein SmydA-8-like. The record is from RefSeq and is a predicted model, not a curated record. Lineage: Eukaryota; Metazoa; Arthropoda; Insecta; Lepidoptera; Pyralidae. Bases 133 to 1758 code for a protein of 541 amino acids. The transcript is spliced from 10 exons. Gene Ontology annotation, molecular function: protein binding.
GCUGGCUUAUUUUUAAUUGCCCGUCACAUGCGCCGGCACCUAUAAAGGCGACAGUUACACAACACUGUGCAAUAAAAUUUGUGAAUGAAAAUGUGCUACAGAUUUAUGACGUAGAUUCAGCAUCUGAAGACCAUGAUGGAGAGAGGGCCAUGUCGCGUGUGCCUCACGCAGACCGAGCACAAAUGCUCCGGCUGCCAGGACGUCCACUACUGCACUCGAGAGCACCAGAAACAGGACUGGAAGCAGCACAAGCACCAGUGCGUGCCGGCCAGGGUCAAGGCGGAUCCCACCUUCGGUAGAUACCUCGAGGCGACCAGGGACAUCAAAGCUGGAGAUAUUAUCCUGAAGGAAAAGCCGCUGAUGAAUGGACCUAUGCAAGUGACUCCACCGGUAUGCCUCGGCUGCUAUAAACUCUUGGAGGAAGGCAAGACGGUAGACUGCAUCAAAUGUGGCUGGCCAUGCUGUUCAGAGGCCUGUACUUUAAAGGAGGAUCAUAUACCUGAGUGCUACUAUACACAACAACGAGGGAAGAAGGUUUCAAUAUCAACUUUUGGGAUGCCACAUCCUAACUACGAAUGUAUUACGACGUUACGCUGCCUGUACCAAAGAGACCAUAACCCAAAGCUGUGGAAGAAGAUGCAAGCUUUUCAGUCCCACUGCGAGCAGAGACGUGGCUCUGAGAAAUGGAAUAAUGACAGGAAGAUGGUUGUGGAGUUCAUUUGGCAGUUCUUCAAGCUGGAAGGCACGUUUACUGAAGAAGAGAUCAUGCGGUGUUGUGGUGUCUUACAGGUUAAUGGUCACGAAGUUCCACUAAUGGAACCAGAGUACCUGGGUUUAUUCGACCGGAUGUCUAUGGCCGAGCACAACUGUUGCGCAAACUGUUACAAGAGCUUUACCUCUGAUGGACAGAUCCUGCUGUGCGCAGGCGUGGACAUCGCCGCAGGGAGCCACGUCACGCUGAGCUACACGGACUCUAUGAGCGGCACGGGGGUGCGCCGCCGUCACCUGGCCCAAUGGUUCUUCGAGUGCUGCUGUGAGCGGUGCUCCGACGUCACCGAGUUUGGCACCCAUUACAGUGCCGUCAAAUGCAAGAAAAAAGAUUGUAAAGGUUACCUCCUGCCUGAAACGUUCGUGGUACCACUUCUAGCAAAGACAACAAUACCAAGUCCAGCAUCAAAAGGUUGGGUGUGCGGCGGCUGCAAGGACAUGGUGUCCGACGACAUCAUCCAGCAGCUCCUGCGGGACAUCGACAGAGAAUUGAGUGUUAUGCCUAAGGGAGACCCUGAAGCAUGUGAAAAGUUCAUAGAUCAGUACAGCAGCUACCUACACCCGUCGCACUACUACAUGACGAACGUGAGGCACGCGCUGGCGCAGACAAUCGGCCAGGAGUCGGAGAAGUGGCUGGUCGGAGUCACGGACGACAGACUGCUGCUCAAGACUCGAUUGUGUAGGGAGAUCGCAGAUCUGUUCAGAACCUUGGCUCCAGCUGAAUAUCGAGUCCGCGGCUACAUCCUCUUCGAGCUGCACGCAGCAAUCGCGGAGGCAGGACGACGACUCUCGCUAAUUGAUGGACCCACUUCAUCACUGCUUGGAUAUUUAGUGGAGUCCCGCGAGAUCCUAAUGACAUCUGCCAGUUUGCUGCGCCACGAGCCCCCGGAGCUGCCGGAAGGCCGAGUCCUGCAGCAGGCCCGGGCCAACUUGGUUCAGUUGGACGAGCUCAUCCGCAACCUGUCCAGGGCACUGCCCUCCCCAAUGUGAAAAUUGUAGACUGAAUACUACAGUAAUAUUAGUGUAGUCGACGAUAA